AUGCAUUUAAUAUUCUAAUAGGCAGAUUUCCAACAAGAUUAACAAUACUCUAGACAAGAAUUUUUAGAUUGUUUGAAUACUUUGGUACAAAAAAUAUCCUAAUGUUUUAUAGAUAAAUGGUUAGUUCCCUUUUGAAUUAAUUCAAUCCAUAGAUCAAGAUUAUUCAACUUAAAUCAAUUUAAUCACUAUUGAUGAGUUUGUUAAUAUCAUUCUUUAAGAAUAUAAUUCUUAACUUUAAAUCAAAUAAGAUGCAAUUAAUCAGAUCUAAACAUAUAAAAAUGAAUAUAAAUAAAUAUUAGAAGAAUUAAAAUUAGCAAAAAAGGAAGAAAAUUUAAAUGAAUACAAUAUUGACAUUGAUAGUACUUUAUUUAUUACAGUUUGUUCUGCAGAUUGUUUGAAAUAAUCUCAAUAUUAUGUCACUAUAACACUUUUCAAUGAAGAAAAAAAUACUCAACUAUCUUAGAUAACUAACCAUCCAAUAUGGUAAGAAGAAUUUAAAAUGUAAAACAUUCCAAAACUAUGUAGAAUAGUCAUGUAACAUCACCUUAUGGUUAAAUUAUUGUUGAAUUAUUGAAUUCAUCUUAAGCAUUAAUUGGAUAAUUGAAGUUACCACUUUAUUAAUUUAAAGAUUAAUAGAGUUCUAAUCAAGAUUAUCUAUUAGAAGAUGAGCAUGGAGUAUUAAUUAAUACUAAAUUAAAACUUAAUUUAACUAUAUGGUGGAUUCAUAGUAAAGUUGCUUUGUUAGAAGAUUAAAUUAUUUUUAUAGAUGAAUAUAAAAAAGAAAUUAAACAAUAAUAAGAAAUAAUAGAAAAAAGCAAUCAUUUUAUUGAUAGUUGUAUCUUAGCAUUCAAUGAAUCAAGAAUAAUAAAAUAAAAAUAACAUCCUUAAGAAGUUAAUUAAGAACCUAAUUCAUUUGAUAAUUUAGAAUGGACACUUAAAUUUUAGAAUAAAAUGUAUUAAAUUGCAAAAUCAUUUAAAAGUAUAAAUUUAAUAAAUAUAUUAUAGAUGAACUUUAAGACAGUCUUGAAGAAUGGUAAUAGAUUGUUUUAAUAAUUAAUGGAUUAGUUAUUAUUUUUACUCUUAUCUUAAUUUCUCUAUCUAGACCAUGUUUUUAAUAAUUAACAAUAUCCUUGUUAGUUGGAAUGUUAAUCAUGACUUAUGAUUCUGAUCAUAUUAAAACAUCAAAGAUAUUACCUUAAAUCUCCUUGAUUUUAUUAAUCUAAUGUAUUUUUGAUGUUUUUUGGUUGAUUGUUAAUUAUGUAUAAUUUAUAUAAUAGAUACUAGAGAGUUUGGUGGAACAGUACAUUGAUUUUUGA
This is a messenger RNA of Paramecium primaurelia, 1316 nucleotides long. NCBI's taxonomy places the organism in Eukaryota, Ciliophora, Oligohymenophorea, Peniculida, Parameciidae. The record is from the annotation of a GenBank genome assembly.